Ascoidea rubescens DSM 1968 is the source of this 3812-nucleotide messenger RNA. RefSeq names its product Gid11p (gene GID11). The transcript has 2 exons. Gene Ontology annotation, molecular function: protein binding. The record is from RefSeq and is a predicted model, not a curated record. Lineage: Eukaryota; Fungi; Ascomycota; Saccharomycetes; Ascoideales; Ascoideaceae. Bases 282 to 3686 code for a protein of 1134 amino acids.
GUUCUAACAAACAGCUCCAAGUCGCUAGAUCAGUGCAAUACUGGGGUGUGGUGGAGGUUAUUGAGAGCACAUAGAUAACGUUUCCAUUUUGAGACCCUUCGGCUCUUCCUAUUGAUGAAAUUUUGUUUAUCGAUCGCUUAGCUUGAUAUUUUGUUUAUUUUGUUUAUUUUGUUUAUUUUAUUUUAUUUUAUUUUAUUUUAUUUUAUUUUACUGUAUUUUACUGUAUUUUACUGUAUUUUACUUUAUUAUAUAUAUUCUCUGGUGAAGGUUUUGUUCAUAAAAUGCCUAAUAAAAGGCAAGAUUCAAGACGACAAUUGUUUCGAGGAAUCACAUCAGCUACUAAAUCAGGUUCAUCUGCUGCCCUUACUGUUACUCCACCAAGAAGGACGUCUGAGUCAAAAUUGAAAACAAAGAGCAAAUUGAUAUCGAAAACAAAGACUUUUUCUAAAGCAAAAUCAUUUUCAAAGACCAAGAAUUUAAUUGGGUUUAAGAACUCAGUGCCGACUAAUCGUGAUGAAGACAAUGAGUAUUUGGAUCUAAACGACAAUCCGAAUCAACUUCAAGACGAUGAAUUUUUCAAUAGAGAUAGUGAAGAACAUAUUUUAUUAGAAGAAGAAAAAGAAGAAGAGGAAGAUAAAGAAGAGGAGGAAGAUAGUGAUGAUGACGAAUUGGAGGGAUAUGAUAGUAUAAAUAUUAAUGAUGAUUCAAGUCACAUAUUUUCGCUAAGACAGAAGCUCAGUAAUGUGAAAAACAAUAAAACAAAAAAUCUUUUGAACAAAAACUCCAAAUUGAAUUUGAGUACUCAUUUAGAUAAAAUUGAACAAUUGCAUCAAACGAAUAGAAGAAAUGCCAACUAUAAUAAUGGUAAUUAUAAUAAUAGUAAUUACAAUACUAAUAAUUACAAUACUAAUAAUUACAAUACUAAUAAUGAAGAAGAUAAUGAGGAUGAUAGCGAUAGUGAUGAGGAGUAUUUAGUAUUCAGUGAUGGGUUACCAUUAAGAAACUCAAAGUUGCAAGCAUUCAAACAAGCAGAAAAUAUAUCGAAAUUGAUAUUUAAGAGAGACAAUAUUGAUGAUGAUUUUGAUAUUGAUGAUUUUGAUUAUCACGAUGAAAAAAGUGAUAAUAAGGAUGGUUUUACUAAGAAUAAACAGAUUAAUAAUAUUUUAAAUAACAACAACAAUCUCCUUAAUUUAAGUAAACAUAAUAAUGAGAAGAAUACUACUACUAAUAAUAAUAACAUGAAUAAUAACAUGAAUAAUAACAUGAAUAAAAACAAAACCAAAAAUAAAAACAAUAUAUCAAUAUUUAAUAAUAAAUUUCAUGAUUACGAUUUGAGUGAUUAUAGUUUUAGUUUCAAUGAUACAAAUGAGCUUUUGAAAUUCAAUUCUUCUAUAAACUCAUCAAUGAAUUCGUCAAUGAAUUCUUCAAUGAAUUUCUCGUUAAAUGAUACCUUUGAGAAUCACUUGCUAAACAAGCAUGCGAAAUCAAGACCAAAUCCAAAUAUGAAAAAUCCAAAUACUAAUGCACAUAAUUAUGAAGAUAAGAUAGUGGAUGUCAUAGUAUCAAUUCCUGGAUAUUCAAAAGAGGAAAUAUUCAAUAAUGACUACAACGAUGAUUAUAGAAAUGGAGAUUCGUUAAAGGAAUUGGAGAGAAAAAACACACUAAAGCUCCGAAAGAUAUUUGGAAACUCAUUGAGUGACGAUUUUUUCAAAAACCUUUCAAUUAUCCAGAUAAACCAGUUUUUAGAUAUCAAUGACGAAUAUAACAGUACGCAAAGAACAAUACAAAAAAUCCACCUAAGAUCAUUUAAACCGGUGAGUCGGUUGGUUCCUGGUUACAACUGCCAUGAGGAAAAUGAUGAAGAGUAUCAGGGAGAGCCAGAGCAGAAUUUUGAUGCUGAGAAUAAAAGGGGAUUGCAAAGAAUAGUCGACGACUUAAACCAGCAAGACUGGCUUAGAUACCACCAUAACCAUAAUACCCAAAAUACCCAAAAUACUCAAAAUACCCAAAAUAGCCAUAGCAAUAGUAAUAGUAAUUACCAUAGACACAACAAUACCAAUAUCAUCCUAAAUUUCAAUUUCAAUUUCGAUUUCAUUCACCACCAUAUUCAUAAUCACAUCCACACCCAUAACCGUAACAUUACUAAUCCCAAUAACCUCAAUAAUACAAUGACAGUCGACUCCAUAAAGAAAAGAAAUAGCUUGAAUCUAUUAAACAAAAGAAAAGUAAAUCCAAAUCUAAAAUACUACAAAAACUUCCCUUACAUCUUACCAAAUCACAAGUUUUAUCCCACUGAAAUAUCAAAACACCACUGGCAAUUAAGCGAUUUGAUCCAACCUUCAACUCUUAGUCCAAAUGAAAUCUACUUUCCUUUUGACAAAUCAAUCAAAUGCCUUAAUUUGAAAAACAACAAAAUUUCAACUAUCCUAAAUCUAAAAUUCAACCCCAAAUGUCUAAAAGAAAAGGAUGGCCUACUCCUAGUAGCUGGCCUGAUCAAUGCUGACACUUCUACUGGCUCCUUAUCAAUCUUCAACAAAAACCUAAACAUAACCAUCGAAACUGAAAUCGGCACAAUGAUCAACAACUCGGUCAAUAUCUUCAAACUAAACAACAAUUUCUACAAUGCUUUGCUAUCCAACAACGACAAGAACUUGUACAAAAUUUCAAUCCAAAACAAUAGAAUUAUAAACAAUUUAAACAAAAUUUACAUUGGCUAUAACCUAAAUUCCUCUGUCACCUCCUUGAAAAACAACAUAACUCUAACCUGUGGUGACUCCAAAAACAUUUCAAUAAUUGACAACAAUUCAAACAAAAUCGUUAAAAACAUAAUAACCCCAGCUGAUUCUGGCUUUUCUUUAGAUUUCCACUCCAACCAAUACUAUUUUGCUGCUGCUUUUCAAGAUGGUAGAUCUCUAAUUUAUGAUCUAAGAAAUCUAAACAAUCCUCUCUACACUAUCUACUCAACAAGAAAACUAUUCACAAAAGAAGGCGCCUUUAGAUGCCUUAAAUUCAGCAAUAUCGAAGACGAUCUUCUAUUCUUAUCCGAAACAAUGGGCAAAAUCCACAUCAUUGAUCUAAGAAACUUGGAAAACCAUAAAAUCAUAUCAAUACCUUCUCAAUUCAACGAGUCUGAUUAUAACAAAAAUACAAAUCUACCCUUAAUUAAAGACUACACUAAAAUCAAAAACAAUACCGGUGAAAUCUUGCCUUCAAACUAUUUUUCAAAUCCAAUUAUGGUUAACCAACAUAAUAAUAAUCAUACAUCCCAUAUCAACAACACUAUACCCCACAACAAUAGCAACGAUGUCUAUGAAAGCUACAACAACCAGUACUUUUAUCAUAAUAACAUUAACAACCUAGGCUCAAAUAUAAACACAAAUCUUAACUUCUACAAUCUAUACAACAACAACAACAACAACAACAACAGUAACAGUAACGAUAACAUCAAUAUUAAGAACGACACCUCAGUCCCAGAACACAACAGUCUCACUAACAAAUCUAUUGAUUUUAAAUACAACAACAAAAAAAGAGACCAAUAUUCAAUUUCAAAAUAUGACAUUACCGGUUUAUGUGUUACAAAUGAUCGACAAGGAACUCAUCUUUUAGUUGGAGGUCAAUAUGGGAUUCAUAAAUGGGAUUUCGAUUCAUGGAGCAGAAAAAACUUUUCCACCUAUGAAUUGUGCUAAUUACAAUUACUAUUACUAUCACCAUCACCAUCACCAUCACCACCAUCAUCAUUAUUAUCAAUAUCUUUUAUACUUUUCUAAUCUCUUAAAUUCUAAUCUUUUUUCUUAUUUAAUUUGUCUUUUAUU